GGACUGAUCUUGAAUGAGUAAAGGUAUCAUGUCUUCCAGAGAGCGACGCUCCGACCUGUACAUAAAGGCUGAACCCAGCAGUCCCGAGGGAGGAGGUGGUGGCGGCGGGAGGACCAGCCCAGGAGGAGCGUCCUCAGACUCCUCUCAGAGUGGAGGAGGGGGAUCCAGAGGAGAAAGUGCUGGCCGCUACUCCCCGCCCCCUUACACGCCUGCAUUACGUUGCCAUUUUAAAGAGGAGGGUGCGGAUGGAGCCGAGGAAGGCUCUACCGGUAGCGGAGGAGGCCGCUGCAAGUAUGCGCUAAGCACGCUUCCCAAAAGACUGUGCCUGGUGUGUGGAGAUGUGGCAUCUGGCUACCACUACGGAGUGGCUUCCUGUGAAGCCUGUAAGGCUUUCUUCAAAAGAACCAUACAGGGUAAUAUUGAGUACAGUUGUCCCGCCUCUAAUGAAUGUGAGAUCACCAAGCGCCGCAGGAAGGCCUGUCAGGCGUGUCGCUUCACCAAGUGCCUCAAAGUAGGCAUGCUCAAAGAAGGUAUCCGACCGAACCAAAUUAGAACGACAGAACUACAAAAGAACAACAGACGCCCAGAGGUGGAGAAUGCUACGUACCAGAGUGCGCCGAUACCUUUAAGGAAGGAGGGAGAGAAGGGCUCAUCCAGCAUCAUUGUCUCUCAUCUGCUGGUGGCGGAGCCAGAAAAGCUGUUUGCUAUGCCAGACCCCCUGCAGCCAGACACGGCCCAGCGCACGCUCACCACUCUCUGUGACCUGGCCGACCGGGAACUAGUUGUCAUCAUCGGCUGGGCCAAGCACAUUCCUGGCUUUCUCUCGCUGUCCCUGGCUGACCAGAUGUCUGUGCUGCAGUCGGUGUGGCUGGAGGUGUUGGUGUUGGGGGUGGCGUACCGUUCUCUCGGCUGUGAGGAUGAGGUGGUGUUUGCUGAGGACUUUGUGCUGGAUGAGGAGAUGUCUCGUGUGGCCGGUUUGACUGAACUCAACGCCGCCAUCAGCCAGCUCGCUCGCCGUUUCAGAGCCCUGCAGCUGGACCGCGAGGAGUUCGUCAUGCUAAAGGCCAUCGCACUCACCAACUCAGAUUCUGUGUACAUUGAGGACAUGGAGGCCGUGCAGAAGUUACGGGACCUUCUGCAUCAGGCUCUGCUGGAGCUGGAGGCCCAGCGACACCCUGACGACCCCCAGCGUGCGGGACGUCUCCUCCUCACCCUGCCCCUCCUCAGGCAGACCGCUGGCCGGGCCCUCACCACCUUCUACAGCAUCAAAACCCGCGGCGGCGUGCCUAUGCACAAACUCUUCCUGGAGAUGCUGGAGGCCAUGAUGGACUCACCCUAGAGAAGAGACGACGGAUGGAUGAAGGAUGAAAAAAACGGGCAAAAUUUUUGCCUGGGGUCUUUUUGUAUGCGCAAGGGCUACAAAAGCCAAAAGAAAACACUUUUUGGGGUUGAAUAUGAAGAAGACGUUUUGUGUAGCUGUCCGCCGGUACUGAUCUUUCACAUCCAAUGCUCCUCCUUCACUUGAUUUCAAUGGGUACCACGUCAGCACAGAUUAGGGUUAGACACACUUAAUAUUUAUAUCAGUGUUAGAGAAACCAUGUAAUUCAUUGUCACUUCACGGCCAUCCUGAUAAGUGUUUCUAGGAACUAACCAUUACUGUAAACUCAGAGAAAUUCACGUGCCAAGGGCGCCUACUGAGACUGCAGCAAUACGAACUCUUCCAUGAAUCAAACGAUUCAGCGUUAUCUCCUUCUUUAUCAAUGGUAGGCCAUCGAAA
Cyprinus carpio (common carp) is the source of this 1777-nucleotide messenger RNA. RefSeq names its product estrogen-related receptor alpha (gene esrra). The transcript is spliced from 7 exons. Gene Ontology annotation, biological process: regulation of DNA-templated transcription. The record is from RefSeq and is a predicted model, not a curated record. Lineage: Eukaryota; Metazoa; Chordata; Actinopteri; Cypriniformes; Cyprinidae. Gene Ontology annotation, cellular component: nucleus. The coding region runs from base 14 to 1339 and encodes 441 amino acids. Gene Ontology annotation, molecular function: sequence-specific DNA binding; DNA-binding transcription factor activity; zinc ion binding.